AUGACGACUAACUCCCAACUAAAUUGCUCAAAAUGGGAACCAUUCCAUCGACAAAUCUUAGGAAUCUCAAUCAUUUAUUCAUAUCAAGAACAAGAAACAAUUUAUAGAUCAAAUCUAUCAACUUUAUCAGACACAACAACACCAUCAAGCAAAGGAUCAUCACAAGAUUUAUUAAACUCAAGAAUGUCAUAUUUAAAUUUAUGGAGAAAAACUGUUUUAGAACAAAUCAGGAUCGAUUUAGAUUCAUUACCAAACCAAACCACUUCAAAAGAUUUAGAUGAACUUUCAAAUCAUUUACCUUCUAAACUUUAUAUUGAAAUCUUACAUGAUUUGAUUUUGAUUUCUUUAUCUAUACCUAAUCUUCAAUCAAAUCAAGAAUCAAAUCAACCUAAAGAUCAGUUUAAAUAUACGGCUACUUCUCGUGCUUUGGUUUUUAGAGUGACUCAUUCACUUAGAAUUCCUUUGGAUUUGGUUUAUCAUGCUGAAAGAAUAGUAGCACAAGAAUUAUUUUCACUUUUUAAAGAAACUCAAAAAGAAUCACAUGAUCAAACCUUAUCAGAUCAAUCAAAAGAAGCUUUAUCAAAUUCGAAUUCCAAAUCAAAAUGGUUAAGAUAUAUUGGAGCAGGUGCAGGUUUGAUUGUAGGAGGUGUGACGAUUGGUUUGACAGGUGGAUUAGCUGCUCCUUUAUUGGCUCCCUUACUUGUUACUCUUUCAGGUGGUGGAUUAGGAUUCUUAGCUACGGCUGGCGGUUCGGUUUUGAUUGGUACUUUAUUUGGAAUCGCUGGUGGUGGAUUGACGGGGUAUAGAGCUCAACGUAGAAUGAAAGGAAUUGAAGAGUUUGAAUUCGUUCGGAUUUCUCCAUCAGAAUUAGAACCAAAUCAAACUGAUGAAACUAAAGAUCUCACACAUGUGCCAAGUUUACACGCUACGAUCGUUUGUUCAGGUUUCUUACUAACUCCAACAGAUUAUAAAGAUACAUGGAAACCAGCUUAUUCAGAAACGAUUGAUUCACGUGACAUAUUUGCCAUCAAAUUAGAAACCGGAGCAUUAUUAGAAGCAGGAAAAAGUUUAGACACUUAUGUUAGAGAUGUGAUUGUACAACAAGGGACGAAAGAGAUUUUAAAAAGGACGGUUUUAGCUUCAUUUAUUUCGGCAGUAGCUUUACCAGCUGUGAUUUAUAAGACUGCAACGGUUGCAUUGGAUAAUGAGUUUUUAAGGGUUAGAGAUAAGUGUGAGAAAGGGGCGAUUUUGUUGGCUGAUAUGAUUGAAGCUAAUGCGCAUGGAACUAGACCAUUGACUUUGGUAGGCAGCAGUAUGGGUGCGAUCACUAUCUUUCAUGCUUUAUUAGAACUUUCAAAACGGAAUGUAGUAGAUACGAUAGAUCAAGUGAUCUUAAUUGGAGCACCCAUCUCACCUAGUCCAAAAGAAUGGGCAUCAGUCAAGAAAAUCGUAUCAAGAAGAAUUGUAAAUGUAUAUAGUCAAAAUGAUUGGGUUUUAGCUAUCUUGGUUAGACUUCAUUCAUUGAUUAGUGUUAGGAUGAGUAUUAAAGUAGCUGGAUUAGGUGAUUUGGGGAUCGAAGGAGUUGAAGAAGUUGAUGUUUCUGAUCUCGUUGAUGGUCAUUUAGAUUUAAGUAAGAAUAUGAAGCAGAUCUUAGAUAGGGUUGGAAUUAAUAAAUGAUUGGACAUUCUUUUCUUUUGAAACUUUAUUAUCAUUAUUUAUUGUCGUCUUUGUUUGAUUAUCAUCUGUUUUAUUUAUCAUUUUGCAAAACAAUUGUAUCCCUUGUCUUUUACUCUGCUGUAUUUUUUUCUUUUUUGAGGGAAUGAGAAAUCUUUUGAUUUUUAG
This is a messenger RNA of Melampsora larici-populina 98AG31, 1842 nucleotides long. RefSeq lists its product as uncharacterized. The transcript is spliced from 5 exons. The record is from RefSeq and is a predicted model, not a curated record. The coding region runs from base 1 to 1677 and encodes 558 amino acids. Lineage: Eukaryota; Fungi; Basidiomycota; Pucciniomycetes; Pucciniales; Melampsoraceae.